GCCGUUGGUGUUUCGAUUCAUCGGGGGUAAUUUGGCGACGAUUUUCGGUAAAAAAGGUAAGUGAUGUUUCCGAAUAAUUUGCCAUGAAUUUCAAAAAGUGAAUGUAGCUCACAGAUACAAUGUCCAGUUGACUGCAACGACUGUUUUUUCCCUGAAUUCUGACACACAUCCACUUCCUGUUUCAGAUAUUUUAUAUACACCCGUCAUUUUGAAAAGGCAGCAAAUUUAAACAACUUCGUGAAAGAAUCGCAAGGCUGUAAUUCUUGUCAUGGUUCAUUCGAUGUGCUGAUUAGUUGGAUUAAGAAAUAGAAAAAUUCAUUACUAUCUUGGCUUGAGUUGCGCCUUUAUAUUCAUCACUGUGUAACAUGGCUGCCAGUUUUCAACCUCCAAGCCAUUUGUUUGAGCGCAACAUCUCCCUCAAUGAUUUGGAUUUAGCUUUGAACGUGCGAGAGAUCGUACGAAAAGAUGUCGUGGUACCGGCAGAGGCCACCAAGCACCGCCAUCUCGGCUCUUCGACGAGCUACUCAUUGGUUCUACCAUCGUUUCAAAACUUAGAAGAGGAGUUUCGCAAGUUCGUGUUCAGCUUUCUCGUCGAUGGCCACAUUCUAAGGGAACUGGAGACGGCGAGAAGGCUGAAUUGGUGCGGUGCAUUAUGUCGUAUGGUGACUGUUAACACCCUGGGUGAUGGGAAUUGUUUAAUGCAUGCUGCCUCCAUUGGUAUGUGGGCUGUAAAUGAUCGUUAUCAAACUCUGAGGAAAACUGUCUACGAAGCUCUUGUGGAGGACGUGGAAGGUACAAGUAAGUUUUAGUAGAGGGAGGGGUGAGAGAGUACGUAGUCUUCCACUUUUUUUAUUCUCUUUCUCCCUUCCAAGAAUUUUUAAAUUAACCCUCUUCCCUUAAGAGUCUUUCGUUAUAAAACGUUUUUGCCUUGUAUGAAACUUCUUGAGUGUCGAACAUAUUUCAAAUUACAGUUUUAAGCUUAAGCAGUACUUCCUUUUAAAAGUAGUUUCCUAAUCUGAGAACCAGUUUUGACCUACUAUAAGUCCACCCGUGGAAAUGAUCCACGUAUUAAGUUAAAUGGAAAGAUACUUAGCAAAACAGAAGUCAUUAUGGUAAUUUAUUGUUCAUGAUCUAAAGAUAACUCAUUUGUAUUGUCAGGAAUAUUUCCUGCUGAUCAACUGAGAGUUCAUUGUUGUAGCAUGUUUUAGUAAUGACAUUAGUUGAUGAGGAAGUAGAACUGCUGUUGUUCGCUGAUGAGUAAAUUCCUUAGGAGGCUGAAAAGGGGUCAUUAGUGAUGUCAGACUAGAGUUCUAAUAAGACCUUUCCAAUUAAUUGGCUUUGGAUAGUCCAAAGUAGUAGUCUAGCUCAAUGCUUUUUCUUUGGACUAGUACGGUGUUACCAAAGAAAUCAGUUAUCCUUAUAUUUUUUAGGGCAUCUGCAUGAAGGUUAUUCUAGUUCAGAACUUUGAUUCAAUGUUAUGUGUCAUGACUAAGAUGGUGUUUUACAAAUUUUGGAAGUUGCAGAGCUAAACUAAAGACCUUUUAUAUUAGCAUUUCUUACCUUUAAACUCUUUGCAAUGGAAAAAGAUUUGAUACUUGAAUUAAAAUAAGACUCAUAACCCCCAUCGAAUGUAGUGUGUCUGACCUUCAUGAAGAAAUAGCUUGGUUUAGGUUUGGCUUUCCUGUUUUCAGUAGUAAAAAUAAUUAUUGUUGUAAAUGAAAAAUGUUACCUCUUACCCAGCUGCCUAAGAUUUUCAUUGCAAGUGCUGUGGAUCUUGUACCCCUUACCUGCAUGUUGUCACUUACCAUAAUCUAUUUGUGAUCGUAUUGUAGGGUUUUAUCACGGCCGCUGGAAAUCUGAGGAGCAACGUCAGAUUUUAUUAAAUCAUAUUGGUGGAUAUGAACGUUCAGAAGAACAAUGGAGUCAUGAAUGGGAGGAAGUUAUACGGCAUAUCUCACAGACUGAAUUCCCUUAUGGUCCAAAUGGUGCACAGUUUGGAAGCCUUGAAGAAAUUCACAUAUUUGUCUUAGCCAAUAUUCUCCGUCGCACUAUAAUAGUAGUCUCAGAUGAGACGCUUAGAGGGCACUUUGGAGAUUCAUAUGCACCAAUUAACUUUGGAGGUGUCUAUUUACCCCUGCUUUGGGACUCUGUUGACUGUGUAAAAAGUCCAUUGGUUAUUGGCUAUGCUGAUGGCCAUUUUACAGCAGUUGUGAGUAUUGAAGAUGGAAAGUUGGAUCUUGACCUUGAAAAUCAGGUGUCUCCAAGUGUGACUAGCCCUUUACAUGCAGUACCGUUGGUGAAAUAUGAUGGAACACCCUUAAAUGUUCACUUCCUUUAUGAUGAUGAAGUACCACUUGCUAGUGAUCGUCUUCGUCAGUACUUAGAUUGUGCCAGAGUACCAUUUGCCGCCAACCCAGAGGAGCCGAGGUCUCACAUUCUUGUUGCAAAAUUACAUUUUGCGGAACAGCCUGCUUGCAUAAAAGAUCUCAUUGAAGGAUACUUUGCAAAGGCAAGAGAGGAAUACAGUCGAGCCUCCAGCAACAGACAACUAAGUCCACAGUUUCAGCCCGGUACCCAACAGCCAGCCCUACAAAUUGUUCGCUGCCAAACUGAGGGUUGUGAGUUCUUUGGUUCCACUGAAACUGGCAACCGCUGCUCCAAGUGUCUUAAUGAGUAUCUGAGGAGCUUAGGGACAGCAUCAGAGCCAAGAGCUCAUGUUCCACCAGGACAGAUUCCCACAGGGCAGCAGCCAAAUCCUCCUACUGCAAGAGCGAGUUCACUGUCUAUGAAUCUCCCACCUGCAAAUUCUGCCAGAUGCAGCACCACUGGUUGCAAGUAUACAGCGGUCGCCAACCGAGGUGGUUAUUGUGAAAGGUGCUUUGAAGCUGAGAGGAGUGCUGAAGAAUUGGCGGCCAGUAUGAAUCAUGUGACUUUGGCAUCAGCCAAGCCAUGUGCUAAUCGCAACAAUGGGUGUGAGUUCUUUGGAUUACCACAACAUCAUGACUUGUGUUCCAGAUGCUACAGAUCCUUCUGUGUUCGCAUGGAGAGCACUUUGGGAGUGAGCUCACCAACUGGUUUACCACCUCCUAGCCCUACAGCAACACCGGCCAACAUGUGCAAGACCAAAGGCUGCCCUUUUCCGGGUGUCCCUGCGCUGUUUGACAUGUGUGUUGAAUGUUAUUCUAAAUGCAUUCAUUCGUUCAUCACAUCUGAAGGCAGAUCGGUCGGGACAGCUGCACAAAUCAGUCGGCAACUUCCACCACCUCCACCACCACCACAGAAAAAGAUGCCAUUGCCUACAGGUGCAGGAAAGAAAGGUGUAUUGUGUGCGUCACCUGGCUGUGUCAAUGAAGGAGUAUUUCAGUAUGGUGAUUUGUGUCCAGAAUGCUAUCAGAGAAAGUCAGGUCCCUCUCCACAGAUGAAGACCAAUCCAGUUGUUGUUCCAACCACAUCUGCUACUUCAGCAGCUAAUGUUUCAGGGACUCAACCUCCUGUGAGUACUUUGUCAUCAUCAGCAACAGUUGCUUCAGUGCAUAACCUCCCAUCAGCAUCACCAAGAGCUGCUGGGCAUUACUGCUCCAACCCUACCUGCCUUAAUGAAAUAGUUGAACAAGGAAAAUUUUUAUGUUCAAGAUGUGAACAUUGGCUUGCUAGUUUGUCACAUGUUGUUCCCCCUUCAAGUUUACAGCUGCUAAGGAGGCCAGUUGAUGUGGGAGCCACAGGAGGUUCAACAGCCACAAGUAUGCCCCAGGCCCAACAGACACCUACCAAUUCUAGUGCUUUUGCAUUUCCUGUACCAACUUCAUCGCAGGAGAAAAGAACCUCCCAUCAGGCUACUGCAGCUACUGGAACUGUAAACCCAUCCACAUCAGCUCAAGGUAAUAAAUGCAUCAAUGGAUGUCAGAAGCCACCAGUUGAAGACACUGGCCUGUGUGAGCAAUGCUACCUUACUGCUCUUCAGUUUGAACUCAACAGAGAACCCAUACGACAGCCAAAAAGGCAGCAAAGUGUUACGCCACCAAUAACUUCUAGCAGUCAGGUAUGACUAUAAAGCAACUCACCAUUUAACAUAAUAGUCCAGUUUCAAAUUCAUUGUGGCUGCUGAAUAGGAGCACUGAAGAAUCAUUUACUGGUAUCCAGGGUUAGUCUAAACUUAAGGUAAAAUAUAUCACAAAUUCCAGUCAGAAGAAGACUUGAGUACAACUGUGUCUAUUUGUUUUAAUUGCAAAUUCAGGCACCUUCUCACCAGUCUUUGUGAAUAUUUUACUUUAGGUCGAGGCUAACCCUGUAUAAAUGAAUCUUAACUGCUUCUAUCCAAUGGCCAUGAUGAAUUCGAAACUGUUGUAUUGUCCUGUGUAAUCUCUUACCCAGAGAGCUCUUGUCGUUGGAGCCAAAGGCAAGAUCUGGUCAAAUCUGAUUUGUGCAUGUGAUUGCCUGUCUGGAAAAUGACAAGUGAUGUAAGAACACAUGCUUGAAAUGAAUUUUUAAAAUGGUGGCUGUGUUAAAAGGACAAAUUUGAUAGAGCUGUAAAGUUUUCUCUAAGAAAAUGUUGUAAUACACACAACUGGUAUUUUAACAAAUUUUUUUAUGCUGAUUUUGAUACCGAGAAGGUCUGUUUCUCAUAAAUUUUGAACAACAAGUUAAUUAACUUCAAAUUUAAAUUGACAGGGCUUUUGUAAUAGCAAUUGUUUUUCAAAAAAAUUUAUGAGCAUUUACUUAAAAGAUAUGGAAACGAAAAAGAUGUUCUAAGGAAGAGGUACAUACACAGUGUCAAAAAGAGGAACAGUUUUUAGUUGGCCACUGUCGCAUUAGCGGUGCAAUAUUAUGGCAGUCUAACUUGUUUGCUAUCGUUUUGCAUGUAUUUAAAGGUGGAGCAAAGAAAUAUCAAUACCCUAUCCAGCUCUGCUAGAAGUCCUCAACCAACUGCGACAUCAGCGGCGGCUAAAAAGGGGGCCUCAGUGACCUCAAUGCCAUGCACGUCAACAGGAUGUCUACGAUUUGGCACCCCAGAGAAAAAUGGUUAUUGUGAUGAGUGCUUUCUUAAGGUGAGAAGAGUGCAACCAAGUGCCCCAGCUUUUAAAGGUAGUCAGCAGCACAGUUCAAGAUCCAUGGAGCCGACUCCCCGGAUGGUUGGAAAUUUUGUACCAUCUUCCUGUCCACUUAAAGACCCUGUGCAGGUGUGCCAGACUCAAAGUCCACCUUAUGGGGCCAGAGUUAGACGCCAUGAUGCAUAUUCAGGAAAUGCUGAAGAUGAUGUCCAUGGUCGGAAAUGCCGUGGAACCAACUGCAAACUAUUUGGCACUCCCGAGACAAAUGGGUACUGUUCUCGCUGCUUCCUGGAGAGCACAAUACCUCAGUCAGGUCCUGCUUCAAUUCCAGGUGAGAAUUACAAAGCGAAACAUGUAGAACAGUUGGUUUAAUAGGGCAUGGCCUUUUGUGCGGGAGUUUCUGAGGUUUGAUUCCCAGGUGUGAGCUCAAAAUCCUUUGUUAACAACAACAACAAGGCUUUGUUGUAAGAGUUAACGUAAGUAAAUUACACUGACCUGCAGGUAGCAAAUACUAAUCUAGAUGGGACAGUAAAACAAGUGAAGGUUACAUGUAACUGUUUUAGAUCAAUAUUAUUUAUCCCCCUUUUACUAUAUAACAUGAACGCAAAGCUCUACACACCUUUCCAAGCUGUGAAGAUUCUGCAAACAAACAAACAAACAUAAAAAGACUGGCAACUAAUAAAAUAUAGCAAAGGCGCUAAUUUGGCAACCUGUACAUAUCAAGCUUCUCCAGUCUUUUUAUGGGCUUUCGGAUAUUUUAGAUGCUGGUUUAUGUAUUGCCAAAAGGCGACUUUGGAAAAAUUUAAGCUUGGAGCACUAAUUUAUUAAUUGCUAUAUUCUUCACACUGUUUUCCAUUCAUUUCUCACAGAAUUGAUGAGGAGAAGUCAAAAUUAAAUUCAGGUUAAAUUUUUUAACCUGGGUUGAUUCUCUAUUUUCUCUGUAUCCUAAUUAGCUGAUGGCCAGCUAGAAGAUGACAAAUAUAAAUACAAUUUUUUAUUGAUUGACUUUAGCCAUAGUUUUCAACACAUUUUUAUUCACUCAUGUAUUUAUUUAUUUAUUUAUUUAUAUCAACAUAUUUUUUCUUGCAGACUUCCCAUCAGAAGUGUCUUUUUUGUCCUUACCAUCAGAUCACUCAUUACCAGAGCGAUGCAGAGUAACUGGCUGCGAUAAUUUUGCUGCUUUUGACAGGCAUGGACACUGCGACGAUUGCUUCAAAAGGUUUUAUCCAGAGGUUAUUUAUCGUGAAAAGUUUACUCAAAGACAAAUAUCUGAAAUAUCUGGAGGCAGUAAUUGAAAGUCCUUUAUGUCUUUCUACCAUUCAAAAAGUAAGAGUUUCGACUCACUGAAGGCAAAGUAUAGAGUUGAACAUUUCGUAUUCUUCGUCUUCAGGCCAAGGAUGAGGGAUUGAAUUUAGUUAUAUGGACACUGUGAAGGUUGAGAAGUGAUUUCUAACAAAGCAGUCAGUCAAAGACAAUAUAUCUCAAUUUGCUGAGAGCAUUAUUCAAAAAUAAAAUUCGAAACUUAACGUAGGAUUUGUAGUCCGAGAAACCUCUACCAAAAAUAUCAGUUAAAAAGUAAGCGAAUUCACGGUAAAUUCUUGACCAAAAGAAAGUGGACCACUGUACCAGCUGAUUUUUAGAUAUGUUAUACAAAAUAUUACCAGUUUGCUUAGUGAGGUAACAUGAAACUCUUUUACAGUGUAUAUCCACACAAUCCGUUAAGCCCUAUGAUUGAUACUGGGAGUUUAAGUUGCCUUAGUGUAGGUAUAGUGUAGUAAAAACCAGAGUAAAAAAAGUCGUUAUUUACCACAGUGGAUGUGAAAAGUGAGGACCACUUCUCACAAAGACCGUGGUGAAUAUACAGUAAAUAUAUAUACAGAAUCAGUAGUUCAUUAGUCACGAACAAAUUGUUCCUUUAUUUAUGAGAAACUGGACGAAACAGGGCCUGAUCAUAAUGGUGGGUGGGUGGGGGUAAAUACAAACUUUAAUUUAGGUUUGUACGUAUUACAGUUUACAAAACCCACUCGGCCUUGGAACAAAGCCUUUCCUUCACUCACUCGAUUUUGAUCAAGAGGAAGGCAAAAGUAGGUUCUGCCCGCAGGUUGACAGACAGUGGGCCAAGUUGUUCGAAAGUUGAUUUUAAUUCGUCCAAAUUUAAGGUCACUUACCAUGACUUAAAUUUAACUUUAAUUGUAAUAAUCGCCUUGGAGCAUAAUAUUAUUGCUUGUUUAUUUAGUGAUACAGUUUUGUAUCGUUAGCUAUAGUUGCUUAUUAAGUUAGAUAAAUAUUAUUUUGAAUCGAUAGAAAUUGGCGACGGAUGUUUAGUCAAGGAAGUAAUUGUUACAGUAUUAUCUCCUCAGUUUUUCUAGGAAAGGAAAUGUCUUCAGUAUGUGUAAGAAAUUAAAAUGUUAAUUCAGUGACUAAAACUUUUGGCUGUUGUUAUCAUUGUAAAAUCUUAAACCAGCGUAUUAUUUUUUUGUCUCUGAUUAUGGCCAUCAAACCAGGCUCGGUUUGUUCAAAGCUGGGUUAAGAUUAGGCUCGAUUUCCGCCGAGCCUAGGUUAAGAUAACCCAUGGUUAGUGCAAAAUUUGAAUUCAGAUAUAAAACCUUAAAAAGUACAUUCAAUUGUUUAAUUCAUUUUGUCCCGGCACAAUUUGAUCAUUAGAUGCUCUAAAAAGAGUAAAAAAAGUUAUACGAGAAAAUGCUUUUGAACAAAUGAAAAAGAAGCCGGGAUUACAAUUUUACCCUGGGUUAGCGCUAUUCGGCCUUCGAACAACUAGGCCUUGGUAAUUAGUUAUUUUUGACACCCCUUCAUCCUCUUCCCCAAUUUUAAGACUAGCUUUACUACAAUCAAAAAGUUAAAAGACGGUUCGUCGUGACAUAUUAGCAUAAGUGCGUGGAAAAGUGGAUGCCUGAACAUGUUUGAUGUUUGAUGCUCUAAAAAGAGUAAAAAAAGUUAUACGAGAAAAUGCUUUUGAACAAAUGAAAAAGAAGCCGGGAUUACAAUUUUACCCUGGGUUAGCGCUAUUCGGCCUUCGAACAACUAGGCCUUGGUAAUUAGUUAUUUUUGACACCCCUUCAUCCUCUUCCCCAAUUUUAAGACUAGCUUUACUACAAUCAAAAAGUUAAAAGACGGUUCGUCGUGACAUAUUAGCAUAAGUGCGUGGAAAAGUGGAUGCCUGAACAUGUUUGAUGUUUGAUGCUCUAAAAAGAGUAAAAAAAGUUAUACGAGAAAAUGCUUUUGAACAAAUGAAAAAGAAGCCGGGAUUACAAUUUUACCAUGGGUUAGCGCUAUUCGGCCUUCGAACAACUAGGCCUUGGUAAUUAGUUAUUUUUGACACCCCUUCAUCCUCUUCCCCAAUUUUAAGACUAGCUUUACUACAAUCAAAAAGUUAAAAGACGGUUCGUCGUGACAUAUUAGCAUAAGUGCGUGGAAAAGUGGAUGCCUGAACAUGUUUGACUUCAAGCUUUUGAGACUGAAAUAAAAUCUACCUGAGGCUGAAAUUUAGGGCUUUGAUUUUUACGUAAUGAAAUCAUCGUUCCAAAUCCGUGUGUUUCAGGAAGAAGAGUGAAAUAACUUGAAAUGGGACAGGCCGUGAAAAAGCACUAUAAAAUUUACCAAAAAGAAAAGUGUACGAAAAUUCCAAAACCUUGAUGUCAUGUAAGUAUUUAACUUUAUGGGAACUUCUUUUAAUUUAGCCACAAUAAACUGCAACGAAAUCGUCAAGUUAAUAUGAAUACUUUUUUCCCCAUAUUUUGACGAAAGUUGUCACCGUUUUUGUUCCCUUAUAUCCACAAGCGCUGUCGAUUAUCUGUGCGGCUUGGGUUUUCUAUGCUUGUGAAUUUGAAAUCUUUCAGUAUAAAGCAAAGGGUUAAAUUCUCAGUAAUUAUAAUUUUAUUA
Molecule: messenger RNA, 8948 nt
Organism: Porites lobata
Lineage: Eukaryota; Metazoa; Cnidaria; Anthozoa; Scleractinia; Poritidae
Source: the annotation of a GenBank genome assembly